AUGACGCCUGAGAAGAAGGGAGAGAAGGACAUGUGGACGUGUAGAACAGUGCUUUACCGGGCCUUUGUCCUGUUUUCCCUCGGCCCGUGUCUCAACAUCUCCGGACUGCCCGAGGACUACAUUUUAACCGCGAAUAAUACCAUAACUACGGAACCGGACAUUGUAGAAGCCAAUCUCGUCAUCAGAGUUGGUAAGCAUCAUUAUAAGUCAGAUUUUAAUUUGGGCUAUCGCUUGGUCUGGAGGCGAUCGCCUGGAUGA
Molecule: messenger RNA, 258 nt
Organism: Protopolystoma xenopodis
Lineage: Eukaryota; Metazoa; Platyhelminthes; Monogenea; Polystomatidea; Polystomatidae
Source: the annotation of a GenBank genome assembly